Molecule: messenger RNA, 1763 nt
Organism: Trifolium pratense (red clover)
Lineage: Eukaryota; Viridiplantae; Streptophyta; Magnoliopsida; Fabales; Fabaceae
Product: tRNA-dihydrouridine(20/20a) synthase-like
Exons: 13
Coding region: 171-1472 (433 amino acids)
Biological process (GO): tRNA dihydrouridine synthesis
Molecular function (GO): tRNA dihydrouridine synthase activity
Source: RefSeq, a predicted model, not a curated record
CUUACCGUUCACUCACGGGAUAGGCUAAGCUAUACACUAACUAACUUCUCGUUCCCUUCCCAACUCAAACCGCGAACGCUGCCGCCGAAACUGACAACAAAUCCGGCGCCGGAACAAAGUUUCCAUCCUUCACGUUACAAAAGAAACAAAGCCAUGGUUUGUUAAAAGAGAUGAAUAUGAAGUUUGCAGGGUAUUCCAUUUCAAUUUCGGUUUCAUUUUCUCCUUUAAGUUCAAAUUUCAUCAGAAAUAGUUGUGGAUUUCCGGUGAGUAUAUCUCGAAGAAGCCGGAGAAAUUUAUGCAGUUCAAGGUUGUUUUCUGUGAAUCAACAUUCAUAUGAUAAACCUGAGGCAGUUGCCAAACACUAUCUUCCUCCUUGGUUUAGUGUUGCUCCAAUGAUGGACUGGACAGACAAUCAUUAUAGAACUCUAGCACGACUCAUAUCAAAGCAUGCUUGGCUGUACACUGAGAUGCUUGCAGCUGAAACAAUUGUUCAUCAAAAGGAUAAUCUGGACAGAUUCUUGGCAUAUUCUCCGGAACAACAUCCCAUUGUUCUUCAAAUUGGAGGGAGUAAUAUAGAAAAUUUGGCAAAAGCAACCGAACUCGCUAAUGCUUAUGGCUAUGAUGAGAUCAAUUUAAACUGUGGAUGCCCAAGUCCAAAAGUAGCUGGACAUGGGUGCUUUGGUGUAAGUCUUAUGCUUGACCCGAAGUUUGUUGGCGAGGCUAUGUCAGCAAUUGCUGCAAAUACAAAUGUACCUGUCAGUGUCAAAUGUCGAAUUGGUGUGGACGACCACGAUUCUUACGAUGAACUAUGUGAUUUCAUAUUCAAAGUUUCUUCGUUAUCACCCACUAAGCAUUUCAUAAUUCACUCAAGAAAAGCACUGCUCAAUGGAAUUAGUCCAGCUGAAAAUAGGAGUAUUCCUCCGCUAAAAUAUGAAUACUUUUAUGGCCUUCUGCGCGACUUUCCAGAUUUAACAUUUACAAUAAAUGGGGGUAUUGCUAGUGUUGAUGAGGUCAAUGCAGCUCGAGAAGCUGGAGCUCAUGGUGUUAUGAUUGGACGUGCAGCAUACAAUAACCCUUGGAAUAUAUUGGGACAUGUUGAUACUGCAAUUUACGGUGUACCAAGCUGUGGUCUUACACGUCGUCAGGUUCUUGAAAAAUAUGCAAUCUAUGGAGACUCGGUAUUGGGAAAAUAUGGACAUAAGCCAACUGUACGAGACAUCGUGAAGCCUUUACUUCAUCUUUUCCAUUCAGCACCUGGGAAUGGACAGUGGAAGCGCAAUGCAGAUGCUGCUUUUAGGAAUUGCACGACAAUAAAAUCAUUUUUUGAAGAAACCCUUGAAGCUAUUCCUGACUCGGUGUUGGAUUCACCUGUUUUGGAACCACCUCCUGGCCGGACGGAUCUUUUUGCUAAUAUAGACAGUUUACUGCCUACUCCAUACGAAACAAAAGAAGAGAUUGUUUUAUGUGCAUAGGUUCUGUGCACUCUGAGAAACCGAGUUAAUUCGUUACUAUUUUUGUGUGAAAUGAAGUGAUAGAAAUCAUGUAACAGCUCAAAUUAAUACAACAAAAAUGCAUAAGUUGUAUUUUGUAAGUUAUUGAUUCCAAGAUGUAAUAUAUUUAAUUCAAUUCAAUGUAUAAGCUUUAAGUAAAACAGUGGAUUUCCCUUAAUUUUGGAUUUUUCUCUCUAGGAAGAGCUUUUGUUAAUGUACCAGCAAAUUGACCACUGGUCUUGAAAAUAUUCAGUUGCACCUCAUCAUCUUCAA